This is a messenger RNA of Arachis stenosperma, 594 nucleotides long. RefSeq names its product putative F-box/LRR-repeat protein 23. Lineage: Eukaryota; Viridiplantae; Streptophyta; Magnoliopsida; Fabales; Fabaceae. The transcript has a single exon. The coding region runs from base 1 to 594 and encodes 197 amino acids. The record is from RefSeq and is a predicted model, not a curated record.
AUGAGGCUUGCAUAUUGCUCGGAUAUUAUAAGUCAGUCAUUGAUUGAAGUUGCUAAGAAGCUUUCACAGCUGGAGGAGCUUGAGAUUUCAUAUAGCUGCGUUUCUUCUAAGAAUUCCAUUGAGGCUAUAGGCCAAUCCUGCUCUCAUCUCACUGUUUUGAAAAUUAUCAUGGAAAGGAGGAAGAUAAGAGACGAAUAUGAAUGCAAUGAUGAAGCAUUUGCCAUUGCGAAAAUAAUACCAAAUAUUCGCCAUCUCAACUUCGUGGGAAACCAUUUGAACACUGCUGGCUUGGUGGCUAUUCUUGACAGAUGUCGUCACCUGGAACCGCUUGACAUGAGAGGCUGUUUUGGUAUUCAGUACUUGGGAGGGACAAGGUUGGGGAAAAGAUGCCCUGAGCAGAUCAAAGAACUUCAGGGUCCGGAUAAGCAUCUUGAUCGAUCCUGGUACCUAACUAAAGAAACUUCUGACGAUAAGGAUGAUCCAUGUGCCGACAUUUCUUGGGAUAUGUGUUGUGAUUGUGGACUCAGAGAGUCAAAUGAAGAUGAUGAAGCAUUUGCAGAAAGAAUGACGGUAGAAUAUUAUCGAAUAUUGUAG